AAAUUAUUGAAGUCUAAGUGAACGUUGCGUUGAAAAUUGGAUUAUUAACGGGUUUUUUCCAAAUUUGUGUUUUAAGUGUAUGUGUUUGUGUUCAAAUUGAGAAGUUUUAAGUUCCUGGUAACUGCAAAUUCAUUUAACUACGGCAAGUAGUAGAUGCCGGACAACCUUCUUAUACCUAUAAACUACAUAGUAAUGGCGGAAGCCGAACCCGACCUCAGCACCUUUGAAAAUAAAACAGGUCUAGCCGAAGACAUGAAGUUCCUGGCGUCCAUGCCGGAACUUUGUGACGUCACCUUCCUCGUCGGAGAUACCCGGGAACCCGUUUGUGCUGUGAAAGCUGUCCUCGCUGCCAGAUCCCGAGUCUUCCACAAAAUGCUAUACCAAGCCCCUAGUCCACAACGUAAGAAGGAUCCUCCACCAAGAGAAAACAAACUCCGACUAUUUUUGAAGAGAUCUUCUGAACCUCUGCUCAAUCUACAAAAUGCUACCCAACAACCCACUUCGCAGCAACAUCAAACACUCAUCAUUGAAGAAUUCGAACCUGACGUGUUCCGACAACUGAUAGAGUACAUUCACACAGGAUGCGUAACUUUACAACCCAGAACCCUUUUAGGUGUUAUGAAUGCAGCAGACUACUACGGCUUAGAUGAACUACGACGAGCAUGUGCUGGUUUUGUUCAGUGUUGUAUAAACGUGGAUACUGUCUGUGCCCUAUUGGCUUCCGCUGAGAGGUAUAUACAGUACAAAUGCACAAAAUCUCUUGUUCAGAAGGUUUUAGAAUUUGUUGACGAACAUGGAAAUGAAGUAUUAAAUUUGGGAUCAUUCACUCUACUACCUCAGCAUGUUGUUAGACUUAUUUUAGCUAGAGAAGAGCUUCAGGCAGACGAGUUUACAAAAUUUCAAGCAGCACUUAUGUGGGGUAAGAAGUACUGCGACAAUAAUCCCCUUACCAACAUAAAGGAACUGAUUGGAAACUUCCUGGACUAUAUACAAUUUCAUAAAAUUCCGACAAAUAUUCUUAUGAGGGAGAUCUAUCCUUUAGGCUUGUUACCAGACGAUAUUUUUGUAAACGCCCUAGCGUUUCAGUAUGCUGCAGGAACCCUGACGAAUAUUUAAAGUCCGGCACUGGAAUUAAUAAACUUAAAAUGCCAACAGAAGUUGACAAAUGCUACUACUACAUUCUUAUUUUAAAUUAUGUU
Diabrotica balteata is the source of this 1199-nucleotide messenger RNA. NCBI's taxonomy places the organism in Eukaryota, Metazoa, Arthropoda, Insecta, Coleoptera, Chrysomelidae. The record is from the annotation of a GenBank genome assembly.